UUAAAAAAAUAUAGAUAUAUAUUAAAACUAUAUUAAAAUAUAUUAAAAAGAUGUUAUAACCCCUAGGAUUAUUCAUAUUGGUUUUCAAACAUAUUUUCUUUUUUUAUCACUGAAUAAUUGUCAGAUUACACGUGAAACAAAAUAGUUGAUAUUUUUUUAGUUCUUGGAGAAUGUCGUGGUAAUUACGCGCAGUAGCACGAUUGUAUCGUGAACGCUUUUCUAAUAAACGUCAGCAUUGACCACUACAGAUCACAUUGACCCAAUGACAUGACUACAUAUCUGAACAUAAAAUUUUCCGCUCUUUUUAUUUCUGCUGUCAAAAAAAGGGGUUCCUAUUUAAGAAAUCGAAGUGGACCUUGAAAUACCUUGACAAUGGCCGCCAAGAUCAAAGUCAAGGUCACCUUCAGAUACCCCUCUUCAAACCUUACAACUUUUGUUUGAAACAUUUUUUCUGAAAAUGCUUUUCUGAAGAUAUUUUCCCAGCAAACAAUUUGUUACCAAAUUGUCGCCAAAUUGACACCAAAUAUGACCAAAACUUGAUGGCAAAUCCGAUGCCAUUUAUGUCCGCAAUAUGCUUGGGUUUUGUUAGCAAAGCUUGGUGACAAAAUCUAACGCCAAAUUGUUGCUAAAUAUCGAGCAAAGUUUGGCGUCAAACUACGCCGCACAAACUUUGGCCGGUAUUUGGCGUCAAUUCGGUGUUAGAUUUCAUCAAGCUUUGUUCGGUAUUUGGCAUCAAUUUGACGUCAAACUGCGCCGCACAAACCUUGCUCGGUAUUUGGCGCCAAUUUGCCAACAACCUUUGAUUUAGCAGAUGUUAUGUCCAAUUUGAUGACAUUUUGGCAGCAAAAUUUGUAAUCAAGUGUUGGGCAAAAUUUGCUUGAGCAGAUUUGACUAUUUGGGUAGUUUUUAUACAAAGUAGCCAACAUAAAACUGGUGUAGCAGAAUUACCAUCAUAUCUUUGUCGUGGUAUAAUAACUUAUAUUAAAAAGGAAAGUGAAAUAUAUAACGUUCUUCUAGUGGAUUAUGGCAUAAGUAUUGAACUAAAAAGGGAUGAAAUUUAUAAAGUUUCAAAAGAUUUUAUUUCCAAAGAGUAUCUAACGAAAACUGUUAGUGUACAUGAAAUAUUGCCAAUUCGUAUGAGAAAAAACAUUUCAAACGGACAUAAAAAUAAAUCUACAGCAGUUAUUGUAGAAGAAUGGAGCGAAGAAGCAACACAGUUCAUGAGGAAUCUUUUAGCAGCAUCUAAAGCAGUAUAUUUUGAUCAUUUAGCUACAGAUGAAAAUAAUGGAAGGGAAUACGGGGAAUUCUAUAUCAGAAUUGAUGAUCUUAUUGUAUCAUUAAGUAAAGCUUUAGUUAUAAAUUAUUAUGCAAUUUACUUGGCAGGAGAUUUACUACAACUCAUUGAAUCUACAAGUCAUGCAGAACAUAAAGAAAAUACGGAAGAAAACAUAAUUAUACAUGCAAAGUUUACAACUAAUCGUCCAAAGAAUAUGGAACUUGCCAGUAAAGUUACAAAACAUUGUUCUAUCAGACACAUUGAAAAAGUUCUGAUACAAAAUGGAAAAAACUAUAAAGUCAUAAGUGAUGUUACAGAUCUUUGUUUCCCUAAAGGAGUACAUAAGGGUUGGAAUCAAUGUAUCAAUUCCACGAGACCGAGAAAAAUUCAGUCUUAUAUUUGGCCAGCUAUAAAGGAAGGAUUAAAUGUUGUCGCCAUCGGAACAUCACAAUGUGGUAAAACCACGGGAUGCGUAAUGGCUGUUUGUGGUCUAGUAGUCAUGCGUCAAAAUAUGUCACCUAACGCGACUCACCCUACAGCGUUAAUUUUAUGUCCAUCUGCAUUUGAAGUAAUCAAUAUUCAAUCAAUAUGUACAACAUUCUUGCAAUCUUAUAAUAACAUAAAGUCUGUAGCGGCAUUUAAUGGCAAAUCAUUUCGAUCAAUAUCGGCACUGAUAUAUAACGGCUGUCAAAUCUUAGUGACUACACCACGCUUUUUAACACGAUUCUUGAAUGAAAAUAGAAAUUUCUUAUCAUUUGAUCAACUUUCUCUUCUACUUUUUGAUAAUGCCGAUAUAAUUUUGACUAAAUAUUACAAAACGAUAGGAGAAUUAUUCAAAAAACAUGGGAUAAUUGAUAACCGUGAGCCACAAGGUGACAAUAGGCCGAUAUUACAAAUAAUUUUGACGGCAACAAAAUGGACACUUGAACUUAAGAAAUUUGUAUCUCUGGUAAUGAACGAUCCGUUCAUAUGUAUUUCAUCAUUUCUAGAAGCUGUCGUUUUUAAGUCCCUUCGUCCAAAACUUUACAUUUGGAAAUCAGCCCAUAAAAAUCAGAAAAUAUCAGAUUUAUUAAAUAAUGAUUAUACUAUAUUGAGAACUAUGGUGGUAUGCAUAAACGCUGAAGAAGCCAUGCAGUUAAAUACGUUUUUAAUUCCCACAAAGAAAACUUUAUUGAUCCAUGAAAAUAUGAAGUUGUUAGAUAUAAUAGCUUUGGGAGAAAAUUGGAAAACAUGUGUACGUGGCUUGUAUCCAGUAUUAAUAUGCACUGAUGCAAUUUUGUCUCAACUUAAUUGCACCAAUAUUCAAUGGCUCAUACAUCAUUCUGUACAGCUGACAUUUAAAAAUCAAUUUAAUUAUAGAUUCUCCGUGCUUUUAGACAAUUUGGCACAGGACAUUACAAAGUGUAAAAUUAGUAUAAUUAUUGACGAACACAAUAAUGUACAAUUUAAAAGUAUAGUGAGGAUAAUGCAACGAAUGAAUGUUGCAAUAUCCUCAGAUAUGUUGGAAAAUAUCGAGCGUAUCGCGAUUACAUUAGAAAGGGAUAAAAAAAAUUAUGAUAUAUGUGACAACAUAAAGUCGUUAGGCUUAUGUCCAAACGAAAAUGCUUGCGUGUUCAGACACUGCAUACUACCUGAUAUCGAUACGCCAAAAACAGGCAUACAGAUAAAUGAUACGGUGAAAAUGAUGGUGUUAUAUGUUCACGAUGCGACUCAUUUUUCCGUAAGAUUGAUCGAACACAUUCCGCAUUCGAAUAAUUCGAAGAAAAUAAUAUUUCCUAGUGUGGAGUAUAUGCAAAUUACACAACAGAUUCAAGAGUACUAUCAAAAUAUCGAAAAUAGAAAAGUGUGCACUUCAACAAACGUAGGUGAUAUCUGCGUUCUGGAAGAAUCUAUUGACACAUUCAAACGAGUACAAAUCAGACGCAUUAGAUACGAUAGAGAUACUUCGGAAGAUUCAAAGUUUGUAGAUGUGAGAUGUAUUGACACUGGUCUUAUACACGAAUGCAUCAAUAUUUGUAAAUUAAUUCACAUUCCAAAAAAAUUACUCGAUCUUCCAACACACAUUGUAGAAGUAUUCUUAGCCAAUGUAGUGCCAUACGACGAAGAACAUAUUUGGAAUCAUUAUGCUACUAAUGCAGUUCACAAAUGGUUUUCAGAAAACGUCGACAAGAGAUCUUAUGUUACUGGAAAGGUUCGCCUUCAUCUCGGAAAUACAAUAUGGUUGGAUGACAUCGUAACCGGGGUAAAGAUAAUUAACUAUAAUGAUCUUAUAGGAUUCUCUUUGAAAGAUCAGCUAAAAAAUGAAAAUCAUGCGAUGCUGAAUGACGAUCACAUAUCAUAUUUGUUAAAACUUUGUAAAAAUAGUGGCAUAUCAGAAGUCAACGGAUAUCAUAUAAAUACUUUAUGCACGUGAACCAUAUAUCUUUGCUGACGUUUGAUCUCUAUGACAAUAUAUCUGAAGCGUGUAAAAAUCAUCGAUACAAGAAGUCUAUGAGAUGAAGAUCUAAUUAGCAGUGAAAAGAAAAUUACUUUGAGUUAUAGUACUUUUAGUACUGUCGCUGCUUUUUUGCUUUGAUUUUAUAUCAGCUUGCGUUGAAACCGUGACAUUUGCAAUAAACUGAAAUGGUAUUUUCUGAGCAUCUUUCUAAGCAUUUUUUAUUUGCUAUGUUAAUUUAAUAGCAAUUGUCAAUGAAUUAUAAGAUGCACGCAAAAUACGUACGAGCCAAAAGUGGUGUGUGUGUGUGUGCAAGCUAAAUGAUUACAAGUUUUCUCUUAUCGCAAAUUAAUAUACCACAUCUAUCCUUCUGCUAUCACUAUGAGUGCUGUUCAGCGCUACUAUGUCAUUGCGCGCGCUCAGCGGAAAAGCGUUUAGUAAGCACUCAAUGAUUAUUAGUUCUUACUGUUAGAUCCUUAAAUCUAGAUCAAUUACAUUGACGAAUUGCUCAAUUGUUGUGCAACUCUUGAGUAUGCUGAAUGCAGCCAUUCUAUCCUUGUUGUAUAUCUAAGGAACGAUAGAAGGAAAGAUAGAAGAACGUGAUAACGUUGAUAGCGUACUCCCCGAACGCACCCUAUGUAAUAAUUUUUUUCCGGGAAAAAUUUUGACGACACAAUAAAUCGUGGAAAAUUGAUACGAGAGAGAAUAAUCGAAUCAUAAUACAAAAAUAUAUUAUGUUAUAGUAAAACUUAAAUAUAAUUUGAUUUAAUGCUGUAAAAGUAGAGAAUUAUUUUAAAUUUAUACGACUAUAAAAGACUAGGUAGGUUUGAGAAAAUAAAUACAAUAUAUUUUUGUUCUA
Messenger RNA from Odontomachus brunneus, 4569 nucleotides. RefSeq names its product putative ATP-dependent RNA helicase TDRD12 (gene BoYb). The transcript has 17 exons. The record is from RefSeq and is a predicted model, not a curated record. Bases 1137 to 3689 code for a protein of 850 amino acids. NCBI's taxonomy places the organism in Eukaryota, Metazoa, Arthropoda, Insecta, Hymenoptera, Formicidae. Gene Ontology annotation, molecular function: metal ion binding; nucleic acid binding; ATP binding. Gene Ontology annotation, biological process: germ-line stem cell division; transposable element silencing.